Messenger RNA from Coregonus sp. 'balchen', 3041 nucleotides. NCBI's taxonomy places the organism in Eukaryota, Metazoa, Chordata, Actinopteri, Salmoniformes, Salmonidae. The record is from the annotation of a GenBank genome assembly.
GGCGCGUGAGUCCUCUCACUCUCAUUCCAGGACAGCCAAGGGCAUCAAAGCAAGGUGAGUCCCUCUGUCCCACCCAUAGAACCACAGCACCAGCCUGAUCAUCCACUCAGCAAGCCAGGCAGGCAGGCAGGUUGAGCAGGGCAGAGUACCCAGGGUAGGGUAGCAGGCCCCAUACUGACUUGGUCUGUCCCCCACCACUUCACGCCGCAGCCAAGCAGGCCCAGGGGCCUAACUCUGGGCGGUGGGAACAGGGACCAGGGGCCGACAUAGGAUGGACAGAGAAAGAGAGAUGGAGUGAGGAGAAAAAAUGGGAAAAAGAGACAUAGAGGAGUAUCCUGGAUAUGGCCCCUGGCCAGUUGGAUUUUCCUCAUUCUAAUCGGGGAUCUGUAAAUAGCUGCUGAUUUUUUCAAUCCAACCUCACACAAUGGUCCUGCUGUCCAGGCCAGUUGCUCCACAGCUUAUGCUUUUAGGCUCGCUGGGAUACUAGCCUCACAGGCGUUUCAGCCCCGACCAACACAUAGUUAAAUCAAGCCUUUUAACCCUGCAUACAAAGCUAAACCAGCCUUCUCACAUUCUAGAGCAUUGGAGCUGUAUGGGCCUUUUCAGUACAAAAGCAGGCCAUGUAGCGUAGCAUAGCGUAGCGUAUCAUAGCGUAGCUGCGGUCGUAGAGUAUGAAUAGUUUAUACACAUGGAUGGAGUCCUGCUGUGCUAACCUGCCACUGGAAACUAUUCUGGGGUUUGGAGCACAAUGCUGCUCCAUUUUCUCCCUCCACCAGCUAUUUCAUUUGUUUUGUGUUUUAUUUUCACCCAUAUAUUUGUUUGAUGCUCAGUAUUUUUGAUAUGGGCUAACUUUGUUUCCAAACUUUGUUGUGUGUCUGGGGUAUGUGUGUUUUAAUAAUGUGAGAAGAAAGAGUGUGUGUGUUUGUGUGUGUGUGUGAGGGAGUGAGAGUGUGUGUAUAAUGUGAGUAUGAAUGUGUGGGAAAGAAACUCUCUGCAGUCUAACUAGCAUCACGAGUUGUACAUUGCACAAAUGUAACAUUCUGCGCUUAGUAAAACUACAAUUGUUUAUAACAGUCCUGCUAUCUGUCCUCUCUCAUUCCAGACAAGAUGACUCACCAUUGCACCAAGUUCUCCGGCCACUGGAAGGUAUGUGAAACUGAUUAACUGAGUGUGUGGAUGACAGCACAGCUCAAUGCAUUAUCUAAAGGUCUGCUUUGGCCCUGUUUCAAUACUUUUACAAUUCAUCCUUUCUUGCAGUAGUCAAUGAUCUGAAAGCAAUGUAGUGUACUUCCACCUAUCCAGCCAUGUCAGAUCAGUGAUUACCCCAAGGAAGGAAGAGGAGGAGGAAGGAUGGAUUUGUAAAGUAUUUGAGCAUGGCCUGCCUGUGUGUCCAGGAAAGCUCUUUAACAGAGGGCUCUGUGAGAAACAGGCUGAGCUCAGGACACACCGUUUAUCACAGGAGCCUGUUCUGUCAUAACAGCAGGCUCGGGUCUAGACACACUAUUUCUGUUCCCGCUGAACAGUUUACACACUGCCCAAAUUUAGACAAAACAGACCACAUUGCAUUACCAUAGUCUCAUACGAUUGGUCCAUUUAUCCAGGUUCAUGUAACUGUCAUUAGAACCGAAUUGACCGAUAGCACAGCUCUAAAGAGGGAGUUAUAGAGACAAUUAUGGCUGCACACAAACCUCAGCUUUAACCUGUCCCGGUAAAUAGAUAGAUACAGUAUGUAACUCUCAUGUGUCUCUCUCUCUGCCCCUCUCAGAUCAUUGUCUUCGACGAGGAGUGCUUCCAGGGCCGUCGCCAUGAGUUCACCUCCGAGUGCUGCAAUGUGAUGGAGUUCGGUUUCGAGACUGUGCGCUCCCUCAGGAUUGAGAGUGGAGCGUGAGUACUCAUACACACACACACAAAUCCACAUACACAUGCAGACACACUCACACAGACCUAGCACUGUAUGGUUUCAGACUUUAGAACUAUUGCUCACAGAAGCCGAGGGAAAAUGAUGAUCUCUACGGAAUCUCUGUCCCUCUCCCUCUCUCACUCCCUGUCCCUCUCCCUCUCUCCUAUAGUUGGGUUGGCUAUGAGCAUGCUUCCUACCAGGGCCAGCAGUUUGUGCUGGAGAGAGGAGAGUACCCCCAGUGCGACGCCUUCGGAGGUAGCAACGCCUACCACAUAGAGAGGAUGACCUCCUUCAGGCCCAUUGCCUGCGCUGUGAGUAACCCAACCACCACCCCCUCUCUCUCUCACUCUAUUCCUAUCUCUUUCUACCGCUAUCUAUUGUACACUCUUCCUCUUGACUGACAUCCUCUCCAACCGUCCUCUCCCCUCCAGAACCACAGGGAGUGCCGUAUGACCAUCUAUGAGCGCGAGAACUUCCUGGGUCGUAAGGGCGAGCUGAGCGACGACUACCCCUCCCUUCAGGCCAUGGGCUGGUGCAACAACGAGGUCGGCUCCCUCAGGAUCCAGUCUGGAGCGUGAGUAGCCAGCCCUUAACAAAGUCAACCUCCCUCUCACUCUCUCUAAAAAUCACAUGUUAUUCAUCACGUGCUUCGUAAACAACAGGUGUAGACUAGCAGUGAAAUGCUUACUUACUGGCCCUUCCCAACAAUGCAGAGAGAAAGAAAAUAGAGAAAUAAUAGAAAAGUAAACACGUAAUACUACACUCACUCUCGAGCUCUCACUCCAAUCUGCCUCUCUCUCUUACAUUCUCUAUGAAUCUCUCUCAUCCUCUCUCCAAUUUCAUUUUUUACUACUCCCCUAGCCUCAUAGUAGCCAUUACCGCCAACUGACUCUGAAAUCUCUCUGUCUCUCUACCUAACAGUUUUGUGUGCUACCAGUACCCCGGAUACCGUGGCUACCAGUACAUCAUGGAAUGUGACCGUCACUGCGGCGAGUACAAGCACUUCAGGGAGUUCGGCUCCCACUCCCAGACCCCUCAGAUCCAGUCCAUCCGCCGCAUUCAGCAGUAACCUCACCCCUGUUACCCAAAGCUUAUCCCCACUGCUACCCAAUGCUGAAUAAACUGUCUUUCUAAAACAUCA